Drosophila obscura is the source of this 1273-nucleotide messenger RNA. It is a transcript of the gene mRpS5, whose product is annotated as 28S ribosomal protein S5, mitochondrial. Gene Ontology annotation, cellular component: ribosome. The transcript has 2 exons. NCBI's taxonomy places the organism in Eukaryota, Metazoa, Arthropoda, Insecta, Diptera, Drosophilidae. Gene Ontology annotation, molecular function: RNA binding; structural constituent of ribosome. Gene Ontology annotation, biological process: translation. The coding region runs from base 31 to 1245 and encodes 404 amino acids. The record is from RefSeq and is a predicted model, not a curated record.
CAUACAUUGUUCUUCUAUCAGUCUUACAAAAUGAAUCAGGCUACGUUAAGAACCAUUUGUCAAACUGUGAGAACAUCUCUUGUUAAUAGUCCGUUACUAUGUAACAUCCAUCCAUCUUUUAUACCAAAUAUUUUCUUGCGGAAUACUAGUUUUUUUAACAAACUACCGGCCGAGGACAUUUGGCGUGGAGUAACUGCAGUCAGCAAUGCUGGAAAGAAAAGAGGUCGUGGAAAAGGAAGUGGAAAAAAAGUGGCAAAAGACCUAAAUAAAGGACAAACUAUAGGACUUGGGAAAAAUAAUUGCAUAUGGCCCGGCCUAAAUUCGCCAAUAAUUCGUGGAAAUGAGCUCAUAUAUCAACAAAAACUCUCUGACAACUUAGACAGAGAAAAUGGAAUAUUUAAGUUGCGUGAUUCAUUGAGUAACUUUAGAAUGGUGAAAUUAAAUUCAAUAGAUCGUGGAUGGUCUGGAAGCAAAAUGCCAGGAAGAAGCAUUGGCCCCCCUGAUACUGUGGGAGAAGAAGAAUUCAGUUCAUUUGAUACCCGGGUAUUGGAGAAUAAAAUUGUUUUUAUUAUGAAAGGAAAUAUGGGAAGGAAGCGUAGAUAUUCUGUUUUAUCCGUCACAGGAAAUGGUAAUGGGUUGGCAGGGUUUGCAACAGUUAAAGCCCCAGAAGUUCGAACUGCGCUUCGAAAGUCAAAAAAUCGAGCAGGUCAAAAAUUAAUCAAUAUUAGUCUUUGUGAAAACAGGACCAUAUACCAUGAUUUUUUUACUGGUUUUGGAAAGACAAAGAUAUAUUGUUUUAAAAAACCUGAAGGUCAUGGAUUAAUAUGCCAUCGUGCAAUACAAACUAUUUGCAAGGUUAUAGGAAUAAAAGAUUUAUACGCAAAAAUUGAAGGUUCUACAAAUCUUCAGCAUAUAGUUAAAGCUUUUAUUAUUGGUCUAAUGCGACAAAAAUCGUAUCAAAACAUUGCCAAUGAAACAAAUUUUAAUAUUGUUGAGCAACGAAAUGCAAGGAAUGGAUAUACAGAAAUAAAAGCUAUUGCGCCAAUGUCUUUAAUACAAGAAAAUAAUAAGCAUGCUGUCGACAUUAUGCACUUUACACUAGGAAAUAAAAUUGUAUUGCAAAAAUCAGCUACGUAUCCAUUUUAUGUCAACUCGAAAGGCCAUAAAUUAUUUCAAAUUAAGAAAGAACGUUUUCGAAACCAAGCUAAUGUAAGACUUCAUAAACUGGUAAAUUUCUAUGAAUAAUAUUUAAAUAAAUAAUGCCAUAAAAUGA